Messenger RNA from Mya arenaria, 2314 nucleotides. RefSeq lists its product as uncharacterized. The coding region runs from base 43 to 1476 and encodes 477 amino acids. The record is from RefSeq and is a predicted model, not a curated record. Lineage: Eukaryota; Metazoa; Mollusca; Bivalvia; Myida; Myidae. The transcript has 17 exons. Gene Ontology annotation, molecular function: cysteine-type peptidase activity. Gene Ontology annotation, biological process: proteolysis.
CACGAGGACAUUGUUCCUGAUCAAGCAGAACCAGUUGGAAAAAUGUUGCCUGUCCCUGCCAGCUCUAAAGGUUCUACAAGAAAAAUAUCAUUUCAACCUACAGAUAUUUCAGAUGUGUCGGCAACAACUUCUGCUGACAGUUCCAGUGAUAUGCGAACCAUUAUUGAGUCCAAAACUAAACAAGUGUUGAGAGAAGUUUUGGAAAAUCAACCAACUGGAAGACUUCUAUUCCAAAUAGGGCCUUACACUAUAACUGACCACAGCAUACAUUUUCUCAACAGCACCUUGUCAGACGAGGUCAUUGAUGUAUUUCUUCAUCUGAUGCCCAAGAAAAAUGUGUAUCACAUAGAUUCCAUCAAUAUGACCAGUAUUUUUGAGGGAGAUCAGGAGUCUACAGGUUUCUUAAACAAGAUACCCUUGCAUCAGUAUGAUGCUUUGAUUGGUGCAGUCAAUGAAAAUCAGGUUCAUUGGGUUCUAAUGAUCGUAGUUCCAGAUGCAAAAUGUUUGGUGUACAUAAAUCCUAUGUGUGAGCCCAGAUCCAAAUGUGACAAGUACAGAAACAGAUGGACAGCAUUUCUGCGUGAAAGGUCCAGAAGGCACAUAGGACAAGACGCUCUGACCCAUGACGGAUGGGAAGUCCAGACAGUGCCACAUGACAAACAAACUGAUGGAUCAUCAUGUGGAGUUUAUGUGAUAAGGUUUGCAGACCUGUACUUUUCUGGUGAAGAAAUGGACAGAUGUUGGACUAGUCAAGACAUAAAGAAGGAGAGGCUUCGGUUACAGCUCAAGCUUCUCUCAUUAGGGAUAAAUGCAGAGGUGCCACUGCAGGAUCCUAGCAGACUUGAAAUGAAACAGGCUUUGGAUGAAUUCUCAGAGUCCCCAAGGGAAGGCCUUGACAUGACUGCACGAAUGAACCAGACCACCAACGAUGUGGAUCUCCCUGACCUUGAGGUGCCAGUAGCCCCAGUUGAAUGGAGCUCUUUAGAGAGUGAGCAGGAUCAAGAGAGCAUCAUGGAGAAACACCAGAGAAAGGGGAAUUUAAGGCAAAAAAGACCAAAGGAUGUGUUUUCAAAGAAAGGUCAAAAAAGGUUGCAAAAAAUUAAAGAAAAGAAUGAAACCCUAGUACAGUUCCUGUUGUCUAAGGAAGUCAAGGCAUACCUACUGAAAAUUAUGCAAGGCAAACAGGCAAGCAAUCUUCACACUAUCUCCACUGGGAUGUCACAGAGAGCCAGGAGAGCAAUAAAACACAGUGGAUUUGGUCCUAUUGAUGAUGAUGAACAGAUUGAUCGUGUAGUAGAGGGAUACAUUGGAAAUAUUCAAGAGCUAAAACUAGACACAAUGAAACACAUAGACUAUGUGUUUGAUGUCUGGGUCCCUGAGGCAAUCAUGAUGUUUUACAAGAAGAAAGGGUACUCGAAAGCAAAAGCAGAGGAAAUGUUCAACAAAGGUGUGACGCGCACUAAGGAGGAGAUGUAGGUCAUCAUGCACAGGGAGUUUAAGAGUUAUCGAAAGUACAAACCAAAGUGAAUCAAUUUCAUGAUUUAUGUCGUAAUUUCGCUUUUUUACGGACACUGAAACUCGACGAGGAUUUGAACCAGUUAGUACUGUCAAACCUCACGCCGGCCAGGCACCAAAAAUAUUUCAGGAAUGUUGUUCAUGCAUUGUUUUCAGUGAAAUCAUUUUACUUUUAUCAAUGCAAAGGAAAUCAGUUUCUUACAUUUCAAAAAUGUAUUUUUUGUCUCUGCUCAAUGACAUAUUAUCUAUUUUUCGGCAAGAAAUUUGAUUUUUUCUUAAAUCGUUUGAGUGGUUGAUAUGAAAAUAAACACCAUGCACAAUUGUCUACCAUAUGAUUUAAAUUUAAUUGUUGAUUAUUGUUUACCAAAACAAUGUUAUCUUCCUCUGAAUGUAUAUGUAAGUUAUCCUCCUUUGCUAUCUUCCUCUGUGUGUGUGUGCGCGUGUGUGUGUAUGUGUGUGUGUGUGUGUGUGUGUGUGUGUGCGCGCGCGCGCGACCUCCCUCUAAAUCAGUGGGUGUGCAUGCUUCUUCUACCUCUAUAUUUCUCUGCGUGUUUCUGUUCUCUCCAUCUUUGCCUGCUCUUGUGCAUGCUUCUUCUACCUGUCUAACUGGAGGUGUAUGAUCUAUCCCUCCGUUUUCCCUUUUAGUGUGUCUGCUCUAUCUAUUUCUAUUCAUUCAUUUUUUUUCUCUCCCUCUCUUCCUCUGUCUCAUAUUAGCAUUCACAGUCCAUUGUAUAUGUUAUAAUUUGAUACCUGAUUGUAUAAAUAUUAUGUAUAAAACCAAUAAAAUGAUAUAAUUUUG